GCGGCGCCAUCUUUGCUGGGUCCGUGAAGAAGCGCUCCGAGGGGCGCGGGAGGAGAAGGGAGCCGAGCCGCGCCGAGCCGGCCGGGCCCGGGAGGAGGUAAGAGAAUGAGAAUCUGCUAGCUGCUUUGCUCCUGUGCUGCAGUUUGAAGCAGUCCAAGUUUUCAAGGAAAGGCACAUUUGUACGGAGACAGCGCUUACCAGAAGCAAAAUGUGGGAUCAAGGCGGGCAGCCCUGGCAGCAGUGGCCUCUGAAUCAGCAGCAGUGGAUGCAGUCAUUCCAACACCAACAGGAUCCAAGCCAGAUCGACUGGGCCGCCUUAGCACAAGCGUGGAUCGCCCAACGUGAAGCCUCGGGACAGCAAGUGGCCGAGCAGCCGGGAGUCCUGCCCAACGGACAAGAGCUGCCUGAACUCGAGCCAGGCCCAAACAACCAUGAAUGGGGAAUGCAUCACCAGCCCCCACACCCCCCUCCAGAUCAGCAGUGGAUGCCACCAACACCAGGCCCCAUGGACAUUGUUCCUCCUUCCGAAGACAGCAACAGUCAGGACAGUGGGGAGUUUGCCCCCGACAACAGGCAUAUAUUUAACCAGAACAAUCACAACUUUGGUGGACCACCCGAUAAUUUUGCAGUGGGGCCCGUGAACCAGUUUGACUAUCAGCAUGGGGCUGCUUUCGGUCCGCCGCAAGGUGGAUUUCAUCCUCCUUAUUGGCAACCAGGACCGCCGGGACCUCCAGCGCCUCCCCAGAGUCGAAGAGAAAGGCCGUCUUUCAGGGACCGGCAGCGCUCGCCCAUAGCUUUGCCCGUGAAGCAGGAGCCGCCUCCCAUCGAUGCGGUGAAACGCAGAACCCUUCCGGCUUGGAUUCGAGAAGGACUGGAAAAGAUGGAGCGGGAAAAGCAGAAGAAGUUGGAGAAGGAGAGAAUGGAACAUCAGCGUUCCCAGUUGUCCAAAAAGGAGAAGAGGGCAAUUGAGGAAGCUGAAGGAGGAGAUGGCCCUCGGUUACCACAGAAAAGUAAAUUUGACAGCGAUGAGGAAGAUGAAGACAUGGAAAACGCUGAGGCGGCCAGCAGUGGGAAAAUGACCCGAAGUCCAUCUCCGGUUCCUCAAGAAGAGCAGAGCGAACCAGAGAUGACAGAAGAAGAGAAGGAGUAUCAGAUGAUGUUGCUGACAAAAACGCUACUGACCGAAAUUCUCCUCGAUGUCACAAAUGAAGAGAUUUAUUACGUGGCCAAAGAUGCGCAUCGGAAAGCAACAAAAGCUCCUGCAAAACAGCUGGCGCAGUCCAGUGCACUGGCUUCCCUUACUGGACUCGGUGGACUGGGUGGUUAUGGAUCAGGAGACAGUGAAGACGAAAGGAGCGACAGAGGCUCCGAAUCGUCCGACACCGACGACGAGGAGCUCCACCACCGGAUCAGGCUCAAACAGGAAGCCUUUUGGAGGAAAGAAAGGGAACAGCAGCUGUUGCAUGACAAACAGGUGGAAGAAGAAAAGCUGCAAAACGAAAGGCUGAUCAAAGAGAUGAACGAAUUUGUUCCCAAAGAGCCAAACAGCAGCUUAUCGCUCCUGGAAGCCAGGGAGACGGAGGGUGACGUGGUUAGCGAGAAGAAACGCCCCGCGAGCGAAGCGGCCCCCCCCGUAGAAGCCCGAAAGGACCCCAGGGAGAGACUAGGGAGGAGUAGGUCGGGGAGCUCGAGUAGCACGAGCAGCAACAGCAGAAGCAGCAGCAGCAGCAGCAGCAGCAGCGACGGCAGCGGCAGCAGCAGCGGCGACUCCAGCUCCUCGUACAGUUCUAGCUCAGGGAGUAGCCGCAGUUCUUCCCUCUCUUCCUCCCCCAGGAGGAAGAAGAGGCCCAGCCCCAGCAGGUCCCCCACUCACAAGGCGAGGCGCAGCAGGAGUAGGAGUUACGGGCGUAGGCUCAAGGCCGGGGGUAGCCAGGCCAGGGACAAGGUAAGAGACAGGAGGCGGGCCUCGAGGAACAGCCUGGAGAGAGACCGGCGCCGAAACUGGAGCCCGCCCCGAGACAGGAGGAGGAGCAGAAGCCACUCGAGGGACAGGCGAGCCGGGCGGGGGAGUCGCAGCCGGAGUCGAGAGCAGCGGAAAGCGGACGAGCCCAGAGAGCAGCAGCGAGAGCAGCGAGAGCAGCGAGAGCCGAGGGCCGGCCCGGGCGGGAGGACCCACCGAGCCAAGGGGGACGGCAAGGAGCGGGAGAGGAAAAAGGAGAGGAGUAAGAGCCUAGACAGAGACAGGAAGCGGAAGGACAGGGAGCGGGAGCAGGACCGGAGGAAAGAGAAGCCGAGGAAGGAGGACAAGGACAGUAAGGGCGGCGGCCAGGAUGACAGGUGGAAAAGAAAGAGGGACGGCGAAAGGAUCGUUUCGCGCAGCGAGCCCAUCUCGGUGAAAAUCGUGCGCCAGGGUCCCAGGCAGGAGAGUAAGCGGAGUUUUACCAAAGGUAGUAAGAAACACUCAGGCUCCGAGUCUAGCCCGAGGAGCACCUCUGAGUCUCCGGGAAGUAGCCGAGAAAAGAAGGCUAAGAAGCCUAAGCAUAGCCGGUCUCAGUCCGUGGAGAAAUCUCAAAGGUCUGGUAAGAAGGCAAGCCGCAAACACAAGUCUAAGUCCCGAUCAAGAUCAACAACCCCUCCCCGUCGUAAACGCUGAGGAGUGAUGUGGCCCCAAUGCCAUGAUGUUGUUUAAAAAAAUUCCAUGAGUUUUAAGGGCUUGUCUCAUUAUAGAGGCACAUUGUGGCUAUGUAGGUGAAACCAGAUUUUUUUUUUUUUAACCUGUAAAUAUACCUAUUUUUUCCAAAUGCUGCUCCGAGUUACGUAAUAGGAUUUCUUUGUAUUACUUUUCUUUUUCCAAAAGAUAGUACUUAAGAGUAUAAAUAUGCAUUCUCUCUUUCAGCUGUAAUGUUCUUAAAAAAUCACUAUUGAAUGUACUGUGAUGUCAAUAAAGCUUUUUAGUUCAUUUUUUGUUAA
Tachyglossus aculeatus (Australian echidna) is the source of this 2970-nucleotide messenger RNA. RefSeq names its product PNN interacting serine and arginine rich protein (gene PNISR). Lineage: Eukaryota; Metazoa; Chordata; Mammalia; Monotremata; Tachyglossidae. Gene Ontology annotation, molecular function: RNA binding. The record is from RefSeq and is a predicted model, not a curated record. Gene Ontology annotation, cellular component: presynaptic active zone; nuclear speck.